This is a messenger RNA of Aureobasidium pullulans EXF-150, 1832 nucleotides long. RefSeq names its product amidase signature enzyme. NCBI's taxonomy places the organism in Eukaryota, Fungi, Ascomycota, Dothideomycetes, Dothideales, Saccotheciaceae. The transcript is spliced from 2 exons. Bases 27 to 1742 code for a protein of 571 amino acids. The record is from RefSeq and is a predicted model, not a curated record.
CGGUCUCGACGGAACACAGAAAUAUCAUGUGGCCCCUUGGAUCUCACAAACAGAUAUGCCAACGGAAGCAAGAUGAGCGUGCUGAUCGAAUUGCAAACUUGCCAAAGUCAUAUCAAGGUUCUAUCUCGUCCGACGAGAGAUCUAUACUAGAUGCACCCAUCGAUCAACUCGUACAAGAUGUACAAAACUCUAUCAAGUCACCCGCGGACGUUCUUCGAGCUUACGGUAAGGCUGCUGUCAAAGCACAUGAAGCUACCAACUGCUUGACCGAGAUCAUGUUCCCCGAGGCCGAGAAGUGGACUCAGGACGGAUCUAUCAACUUGAAAGGACCUCUUGCUGGUAUCCCUGUCUCGCUCAAGGACUCUAUUGUCGUUGGUGGAUACGAUGCCUCCGUUGGAUACUCUGGCAAGUGCUUCAAGCCUCAUGCUGUAGAUGGUGCUAUGGUGCGCCUACUCAAAGACGCUGGUGCCAUUCCAUUCGUCAAGACUGCUCUACCCAUCACCCUGCUCUCUUUCGAAUCAACAAACGAUGUUUGGGGUCGUUGCAAGAACCCUCAUAACGCAAAAUAUUCUCCUGGCGGCAGUACAGGUGGCGAAGGUGCUCUUCUCGCUUUCGGUGGCUCGAGGAUAGGCAUUGGUUCUGAUGUCGCCGGUUCCGUUCGCGCUCCUGCGCAUUUCUCCGGUUGUUUUUCCCUUCGCUGCUCUACUGGAAGGUGGCCCAAAUAUGGUGUCGACACUUCCAUGCCUGGCCAGGAAGGCAUUCCUAGUGUCUUCUCACCUAUGACAAGGACGCUUUCGGAUCUGGUCUACUUCACUCGAAGCUUGAUUCAAUGCAAGCCUUGGACGUACGAUCAAAGUGUACAUCCUUUGGCAUGGCGUGAAGAUGAUUACGAGGAGUUCAAGGAGAAGAAAAGGCUUCGAAUCGGUGUGCUGAGAACUGAUGGUGUGGUUGAUCCUGCACCUGCUUGUGCCCGUGCACUUGAAACUACUGCUUCGGCACUCAAAGCACAAGGUCAUGAUGUCUUCGAUCUCACUUUGCCUUCCGCGCCUCAUGCUCCUCUGGACGCUUUGGCUAUCGCGUCUCAACUCCUCAAUGCUGAGGGUACGAGAACAUACAAGCGCUUCUUCAACUCGGGUGAAUGGAACGACGCUGGUGCCUCGCAACUGACUUUCUGGAUGAAGUUGCCCUCUCCGCUUCGCUGGCUCUAUGUUAAAUACGUCCGUUAUAUCCGUCGUGAUGCCGUCUGGGCCCGUCUCCUCGAAUCUCUCCACGAGAAAUCGGCUUACGAGAACUGGCAACUUGUCUAUCAACGAGAAAGCUUCAAGAACAUCUGGUUCGACUGGUGGAAUGGUAUCAACACUGAUGGCAAGUGUGAAAUGGAUGUGAUGAUCACGCCUCCCAACGCUACACCUGCUGUUCCCCAUGACGGCAUGAAGGAUGCUGUUUCUUCCUGCGGGUACACUUUCCUAUUCAACCUUCUCGACUAUACUUGUGGCAUCAUUCCUGUCACCAAGGUUGAUGCUGCCAAGGACGCCCUACCUUCAGGCUUUGUCAUCAACAACAAUGGCGUUGCGCAAGGCGCCUACAAGCAUUACGAUGCACAAGCGAUGGCUGGCCUUCCUGUGGCUGUUCAAGUUGUCGGCAGAAGACUGGAAGAGGAGAAGGUCCUGGCCAUUAUGGAACGAGUGGAACAAGCACUCAAGGACAGUGGAAGUGUUUAUGAACUGCUCCAAGUGCCUUAGAAACGCAAAAGAGUAAGAUUCGUGGUGUGUUGAGCCUUUCUUCUGUAUCUCCACUGGCCAUCACUGCUGAUUUUGUAGAAUUUGAAAUGC